AUGGCCGUCCGCAGUCCGCCCCCCCGCGCGUCGUCGUCGUCGGCGGCCGCCGACAUGUCAUGUGGCAUAUCGUGGGAGAGCGCACCUGAGAUCGAGCAUGAGACCACCCAUGACCACACUGGAAUCCCUGAUGAUGGCGACAAAAAGUGGCGGCCACUCCCAGGCCGCGGUGGCUGGCAUCUCUGGGGCAAUGGCGGGUCCGUGUUCGGUGCCGCUCCGGAGGCGACGGCGCCGUUUGCGCAACGCCCGACUUCAAGCCACACCAAAAGCUGGGAACCAACCCGGGGGUUCACGACGACGACCAAGUGCAACUAUGACGACGGGGCAAGAAAGGACUACAGAAAACUCGAAGGCGGCAUGGUAGAACCGCGGCACCACAACACGACGCAUGGUGUCUCGGCGUCACCCGUCACUUGUGUCCCCCCUUUCUCGCUGCCCGCUUGUCCAACCUGGUCGGGCGGCAGACCCUCCCCAUGCCCGCACGAGGAGAGAGAGAGUUCUACAUGGUUAGAGCGUGUGUGCGUGCCUGUGUGUGCGAAGUUUACGCACGCCAAGGCUACGACCCUCGCCAUUUUCCGACCCCACGGCGCCAGCGUGCUGCAGAGGUCGAGUCCAGGCCCAAAGAAGCGGCCCGAUGAGGCGAGGGAUGAUAUUGGCACAGAGGAGGUGCAAGUGUUGAAGGACCGAAGGCGGCAGCAGCAGCAGCAGCAGCAGCAGCAGCAGCAACAAAACAACUGCUACCUGUCACUGUAGCCGUGGCCGUAGCCGAAAUAGUAAGCUGCAAAAGCACCACAAAGCACCACCACACGGGCCCGGCUCACGAAAUGCCGGGAGGCGACCG
Messenger RNA from Gaeumannomyces tritici R3-111a-1, 841 nucleotides. RefSeq lists its product as hypothetical. The record is from RefSeq and is a predicted model, not a curated record. The transcript is spliced from 6 exons. The coding region runs from base 1 to 753 and encodes 250 amino acids. NCBI's taxonomy places the organism in Eukaryota, Fungi, Ascomycota, Sordariomycetes, Magnaporthales, Magnaporthaceae.